GCUCCGGUGAGAGGCACUGCCAUGAGCUGUUGUUUACACUUUCCCUCCCCAGCCACGGCCCGGCUGGCGGCGCUGGGCAGGGCCGCGCAUGGGCAGCGCCGCUCGGCGGGGCUGCAGCCGCUGUGCCCGGCUGUGCCCCGCUGUGCCCCGCUGUUCCUGUGCCCGUGCCCGGCUGUGCCGGGCUGCGUCCCGCUGUUCCUGCUCCUGUGCCGGGCUGUGUCCCGCUGUUCCUGUGCCCGUGCCCGGCUGUGCCCCGCUGUUCCUGUGCCCGUGCCCGGCUGUGCCCCGCUGUUCCUGCGCCCGUGCCCGGCUGCGCCUUCUCUCGCCGACCGUGCGGCCGCACAGCCGCAGAGGGGGCUCGCAAAAUGGGGUGCCGUGGGUGGGCAGCAGGGAAGAACCAUUAGGAGAAUUUGGGAGACAUCCACUCUGUCCCGAAGUUUCAUCUCUUACACACUCACUUGCAAAGGUAGAAAACAAGAAGAAAUUUCCUUCUGUGCCCACAGCUCAGAACAGACCAUACUCUGCAAGUAAGGGAAAAAGAACAACUUCAAGUUCAAAAAUAAGAACUGUGGAAGUGCAAAGUGCUGAUGGUGUUGCAGUACUGGAAGAUUGCAUAGGUUUUUCUUUAACAAAAACAAUUAGCAAAGUUGAAGAAAGACUAAAGAAAGGAGUCUUCCCAGACUGUCAAGAUGAUGAUAUUUUUCCAAGGGUUGGAAAUGAAAUGGGAGCAGAAGCUCAAAUCAGAUUUCUUAAGGCAAAAUUACGUGUGAUACAGGAAGACCUGGCAAAUAUAGUGUUUGAAUGCAGGAAAAAGGAUGAUGAAAAUCAGAAUUUAGGAACUCGGCUUAAAGAUACUGAAGAAGAAAACUCAAGACUGCAACGAACAGUCAGCCUGCAGCAGUCUCAGAUUGAGAAGUACAAAAUAUUGUCACAAGAAGCAAACAAAAAAACUGAAGAGUUACAACAAGAGGUCACUGCACUAGAAAAGGAAUUGGAGAGUCUAAAGCGUGCCCAGAAGCAGGCUGCAGCCACUCAGAGUGCAACAGAGGUUCGUUUAAACAGGGCCUUGGAAGAUGUGGAGAAGUAUAAAGUGGAGCUGAAUAAACUGAAGCAAAGCAACAAGGAUGUAGCUAACCAAGAACUCAAAACAAUCGAAGAGUUAAAAACAGAAAACAAGAAACUGCAGAAACAAAAAGGAGAGCUAAUUACAGGUUUUAAAAAGCAGUUAAAGUUAAUUGAUAUUUUGAAGAGACAAAAGAUGCACAUUGAAGCUGCCAAGAUGCUUUCUUUUACCGAAGAGGAAUUCAUGAAAGCUCUUGAGUGGGGAAAUUAUUGAUCCCAUUAAAUAGCUUCUGUUCAAAAGAUGAGUCAGACAGUACAUUGUUUUGAGACUGUAUAUGAGUCCUUGUUAAUAGUUAAUAACUGUAUAUCCCACUGAAUUGAUUUUGUUGAUUUUACUUAUGUUUAAAUAGUUAAACUUUUGUAAGCCUGAUAGCUUGUGUUGUAAUGUUGUAUGAAACACAAAUUUCUACUUCAUUGUCAGGCCAAACUGCCCGUUCUGUAAGGAGCAGAGGAGCACAGACCAUGCAAGGAACAUUCCAAUAAGUGAACUUUGUUAUCAGUUUGCUCUGUUCUAGUAUUUAAAACUGUACCUUAGCUAUGGUCAUAUUCAGUCCAAUGGAAGUCAGGAUUUAGUCUCAGAAAAUUCCUCAUUGCAACAGAAAUAAACUAACCAGUGAUCCACUUGAGAA
Messenger RNA from Onychostruthus taczanowskii (white-rumped snowfinch), 1751 nucleotides. RefSeq names its product testis expressed 9 (gene TEX9). The transcript has 9 exons. The coding region runs from base 89 to 1336 and encodes 415 amino acids. Lineage: Eukaryota; Metazoa; Chordata; Aves; Passeriformes; Passeridae. The record is from RefSeq and is a predicted model, not a curated record.